Messenger RNA from Scomber scombrus (Atlantic mackerel), 5901 nucleotides. RefSeq names its product CASK interacting protein 1 (gene caskin1). Lineage: Eukaryota; Metazoa; Chordata; Actinopteri; Scombriformes; Scombridae. Bases 568 to 5619 code for a protein of 1683 amino acids. The record is from RefSeq and is a predicted model, not a curated record. The transcript has 24 exons. Gene Ontology annotation, molecular function: protein binding.
GAUGGCUGCAGCAGUGGCACUGGAUACUGUUUACGACGCAGAGCACGAGAGCGGCACAACAUCGGGAGAAACGGACACACAGCGCGCGCACGGUAUUUAAACGCACGCUCAUUGACGUGCGGUGUCUGCGAGUGAGACCGCGAGGCUAUCCGCUACAUCAGUCCGCGUGACGUCUCCUCCUUCCCGCAGCGAGCACCUCCGCUGUCUCCCAUCUCGGUAGUCGUUGUUUUGGAGCGCAGCUGUAACGGGAGACCUCGCUCAUAUUGGAAUCUAGAGCGACCCGGUCCCCCCCCCUUUCCUUCCCGACCUCCCUCCAACCCCCCCCCUCUCUGUCCCGUGCCCCAUCAAGUGGCGCUGCACUCAGCUGGGGGAACCCGAGAGCAUCCCUCCAUCCCACCCAGCUUAUCCCUCCCUUUCCUUUUUCUCCCCUCUCUCUUGUUUCUUACUCUGUCACCCCAUCAUAUGCCACAGCUUAAGGGUGGUGGAGGUCUCAUCUAGUCAGGGACCGGGGGGGGAGGGAGGCUGUGUCGGAGGAUGCUGCGGGAGUAGAGCGGCUCAGAGCGGAAGAUGGGGAAGGACCAGGAACUGCUGCAGGCGGUGAAGACCGAGGACCUGCUCACCGUGCAGAAGCUGCUGCAAAGGCCCCGGCCAGGGAAAGCAAAGCUCCUCGGAUCUGCCAAGAAAGUGAAUGUCAACUUCCAGGAUACAGAUGGGUUUUCUCCACUGCAUCACGCAUCCCUCAAUGGGAACCUGGAGCUCAUCUCUCUGCUGCUGGAGUCGCAGGCUGCUGUCGACAUUAGAGACCAGAAAGGCAUGCGGCCACUGCACUAUGCAGCCUGGCAGGGGAAGGCGGAGCCCAUGAAGAUGCUGCUGAAAUCUGGUUCGUCUGUCAACGGCCAAUCAGAUGAAGGACAGAUUCCUCUGCACCUGUCAGCACAGCACGGCCAUUACGACGUGUCUGAGAUGCUGCUGCAGCACCAAUCCAACCCAUGUAUUGUGGAUAACGCAGGGAAAACACCUCUGGACCUGGCCUGUGAGUUUGGCAGAGUUGGGGUGGUCCAGUUGUUGCUUUCCAGUAACAUGUGUGCUGCUUUGCUGGAGCCCAAAAAAGGAGAUACCACUGACCCGAACGGGACAUCUCCUCUCCACCUGGCAGCCAAGAAUGGACACAUAGAUAUCAUCAGACUGUUGAUCCAGUCAGGCAUCGACAUCAACAGGCAGACCAAAGCGGGCACUGCCCUGCAUGAAGCUGCCCUCUGCGGCAAAACCGAGGCAGUGAGACUCCUGCUGGACAGUGGCAUCAACGCUGCAGUGAGAAACACCUACAGCCAGACAGCACUGGACAUCGUCUACCAGUUUACUGCUACACAAGCCAGCAGAGAGAUCAAACAGCUGCUUAGGGAUGCAUCAGCAGCCCUUCAGGUUCGGGCUCUGAAGGAUUACUGCAACAACUACGACCUAACCAGCCUCAACAUCAAAGCAGGAGAUGUCAUUACGGUUUUGGAGCAGCACCCUGACGGACGCUGGAAAGGCUGUAUCCAUGACAACCGAACAGGAAAUGACCGAGUGGGAUACUUCCCUUCCACCAUGGUGGAGGUCAUCAGCAAGCGCACAGGUUUGGCCAGCACAGUCAUUUGCACUCAACAGUUUCAAAAGAUACCGCUGGUUGCCCCGGCGACGGUUGCCCCUGCCAACGCGGUAGUCAACGGCAACGACACCACGUUCCAUCAGAUCCAUAUCCUGCCUCCACCGCCUCCUCCUCCACCACAUUCCCAUCAGCCACUGCUUCCACUUUUCACUUCCUUUGGCUAUAGCAGGUCGCCCGUGACAACUCCACAGGGAGACACACCCACUGCCCCAGGUUGUCGCGGCUCAGAGGCAAGUCCUCACAGCUCUCCCACACCGUCCAGUGGGCCCCAUGGAGGCUCCAAUGAAGAGAUCUGGGUACUGCGCAAGCCUGUGGCAGGUGGAGACCGCAGCAGUGUGGGUAGUUCUGGCAGUGUGACCAGUGUGAGGUCAUCGGGCAGUGGUCAGAGCGCCGGCAGUGCCACACACAUCCUGCAUGCACAGGCUGAGGGGGUCAAGCUUCUAGCCACAGUCUUGUCCCAGUCUGCCAAAGCUAAGGAGCAUCUACUGGAGCAAUCCAAGUCUGUGGACCAGCCUGCAGGCUCCACCAGCUCCUCUCGCACAUCGAGCCAAUCAGGCUGUCCGCUCCACGAAGCGCCGCCUUACGACGCCACGGUAACCAGGAAGGGGGAGGUGCCAGGCGAGGGGAAGAGCUCAGAGGCCGUUGUCCAAUGGCUGAGCGACUUUCAGCUGCAGGUCUACGCUCCAAACUUCCUGGGCGCUGGGUAUGACUUGCCCACCAUUAGCCGAAUGACCCCGGAGGACCUGACAGCUAUCGGAAUAACUAAACCAGGCCACAGAAAGAAGAUGACAUCUGAGAUUAAUAAGCUAAGCGUCACAGAGUGGCUUCCUGAUCAGAAACCUGCCAAUCUAGGAGAAUGGCUGUCUGCUAUUGGUCUAAACCAGUACCACCAAGUGUUAGUGCAGAACGGUUACGAGAACAUCGAAUUCAUCACGGACAUCACUUGGGAGGACCUGCAAGAAAUAGGCAUCACUAAACUGGGCCACCAGAAGAAGCUGAUGCUGGCAGUGAAGCGGCUGGCUGAAAUGCAGCGCAGUUCAGAAGGGCGGGGCUCCCUCAGAAAGAAGCCCCCACCAAUCACGCAACAGCAGGAAGUCAUAUCCAUGGACAGCCCGCCCCCAGACGAGGUCAAGUCUCCAAAGAUGAGUACCUUCCAGGACAGUGAGUUGAGCAGCGAGCUACAGAAUGCUAUGACCCAGCCAGGUCAGGAGGUGAAAGCUCAGCGAACUCGCAGCCUCAGUAAAGACCAUGACGAGGUGAUGACAGGAGGAGGAGGAGUAGGAGGAGGAGGAGGAGGAGGAGGAGGAGGUGGUGGGCCACCUAAGAAGGAGGCGCGGACUAUGAGGCAGCAGAGCAGCCAAGGAAGCACCUCCUCCCACAGGGGCAGUGUAUCCUCUCAAGGCAAACACCGUCACUCCCACUCCCACUCGCAGCCCGCGCCUCCCUACACACCCCCUCACACCCCUACCAAGACCAGGACCUCAUCUUCCUCUUCCACUUCCUCCAUCCAGAGCGCAGCUUCCCCACAGGCCAAACCCAAGCCACCCCCCCAGUUCAUCCAGGGGGACAGACCUCAUUCACCGCGCUCACAACCCCCUCAGUCUCCAACCCACCGUGGAGCUCCGAAUAUGCAGCCUCUGCCCCAACAGCAGCAGCCGCAGCAGCAGCAGCAGCAGCCGCAGCAGCAGCAGCAGCAGCAGCAGCAGCAGCAGCCUCAAGUCCAGCCCCAACACCAGGCCCACCCUCAGCACCACCCACAGACACAGGUCAUGGAGGUCAGGGAGAGCGCACAACCACAAGUACCUCUCCUCUGUCUCCCACCGGAGGCUGAGCUGGCAGAGGAGGAUGGAGCGGAGCCGGCAGCGCUCCAGAAGAAGCGCGCCCGCAGCCUCAACCGAUACGCCGUGUCAGAUGGCGAAUGUGAUGACAGACCAGGAGGGGGAAGAGAAGGAGAAACGGCGGUUCCAGGAGGUCAGAACUCGGCCAUCGUCAGAGGGGAAGGAGUUAAAUACGCUACAGUCACCCACCGCGUGAGCCGCAGCCACUCUGUCCGCAACCAAGAAAAGAACGUCAACCGCAACCAGACGCAAUCCUUUGCCCUGCGGCAGAAGAAAAAAGGCCCGCCCCCGCCACCACCCAAACGCUCUAGCUCUGCCAUCUCCAGCUCCAACUCCAACCUGACAGAUGCAAACGCACAGCCAUUGGCGCUCACCACCACUGGCGGGAUGCUGGACGUGCCUUACCACCAACAGCGGCGGGCCAGUGACUUGGGAGUGUCCGUUGAGACAGGUGUUGUGGAGACUAACAGCGUGGGUAGUGUGAGGAGCAUUGCCGCUAUGUUGGAGAUGUCUUCUAUAGGGGGUGGACCAAAAGGGAUGGCGCUCCAGAAGAAUUUCCUGCAGGUGGGGAAAACACGUGAUGCCAUUGGUCUGGACGGCGAAGUGGUGAACCGACGGCGGACUAUCAGCGGGCCGGUCACCGAGCUGGUGGCAGCUGCCAGGCGUGACCAGCCAGCUCCCUCUGCUUUCCCCUCCCCCUCCGCCCAGCCUGAAAACUCCCCUCCACCUGUAACUUCCUCUUCACCCCACCCACCGUCCUCACCACACCCCAGCUCGGGAGGUAGUGGCAGUUCAUCUGAGAAUCUUCCAUUUGCUGACGAGGGAAGCCUGACCAUCCGCCGUCAGGGUCGAGGAGAAGGACAGUGUGUAUUUUGUGUCUGUCUGCAGGGUGACGGCGAGGGUCCCCAGGGAGACGGUGGCUACACGCAGGAGGACAUGUCCAUGGUGGAAGCCACAGCUACCUUAAAGCGACGGCCCCGCAGCGCCAAGGCCCACCCCAACGGCUCCGACUUCACCCUCCAGGAGUCGUCCACCGUCAAACGACGGCCUAAGAGCCGCGACAAGGAGCCAGAGGGCUUUGCAGAUCUUGCAGGGGCUAACGGAGAGCCUGUGGGCGGCGGGAUGCCAAACACUACCCAGCCAGUCCCCUAUCAGAAUGGCACAGCCACCGUGAAACGCCGCCCGGUGUCUGAUGCUGGAGUGACGGAGCAGCCACAACCCCAACACCAACUCCAACACCAACCCCAACAUCAACCCCAACAUCAACCCCAACAUCAACCCCAACACCAACCCCAAGUGGCUGCUGCCCCUCGCAGGAGCAGUGUGGACCAAGCAGCUCCAGUGGGAGGUGAAGGAGGUCCGGUGAGGAAACCAAAGCCCCCAGUCUCCCCCAAGCCUAUCGUGGCACAGAUAAAGAGACAGGGAGGCCCACAGACCCCCCCACAGGCUGUCUACAACAAGAGAGUCCCUCUGCCGGGCCCUGGGACACCUGGCAGUCCAGUGGAAGGAAAGAAGAUCCCUCCACCAGUCUCGCCAAAACCGGUUCCACCACCCACUGCGCCCAAACCGGCUAAGCUCAUCCACUCCAUGACCAGCCCGCCCUCCCCGGGCCCUCCUCUGGUCAAGCAGCAUACUGUGGUGACUCGACAGACCAGCUCACCCCCCAACUUCCCCCAGUCCAACACCCCGAGCCCACCGAACCCUAAACCGCCGAGCCCGUCUUCUCAAAGUCCGCACACCCCUCAGACCCCCACCACGCCACAGACACCCCUGACUCCGCAGACUCCCCAGACUCCCCAGACUCCCCAGACUCCUGCCACUCCCAGCCCGACCCCUCCGCCUGUCAAGCCUCCUCGUUCCUCCAUCGGGGGCGUGUCGGUGGACAGCGGGAUGACAGGGGGCGGGGUCACGACGCCGACUCCCAUGUCGACAGACUUUGCCGUGGAUUCUUUAGUGCAUCAGAAGCUGGAGGAGACGAGCGCAUCGCUGGCUGCAGCGCUGCAGGCCGUGGAGGAUAAGAUACUGCUGCAUGAGGACUCUGUGGCUGAGCAGAAAACCACAGUCAGCAUCCUCGAUGACAUCGGCAGCAUGUUUGAUGACCUGGCCGACCAACUGGACGCCAUGUUGGAGUAACCAUAGAAACCAGUCAGCGUGUCUCCAUGGCAACGCUGCACCAGGAGUGACUCAGAUGGCACAAUAGGCAAUAUGCCUCUCUCUAUCUUAUCUCUCCUUCUCUUCAUCCUUUGUCUCUCUGCCGUGCCCAAUCCACUUCUCUCUCUUCCCCCAUCUCCAGCGCCGUCCGUCCGUCCGUCUGUCUGUCCAUCCGUCGCCGCUCUGGACAACCUCUCUUCUUUUUCUUUUUCUUCUUCUUCUUCUUCUUCUUCUUCUUCUUCUUCUUCUUCUUCUUCUUCUUCU